CAAGUUGGUCUCUGUUUCUUUGUCUGUCUAAUCUUGUUUUGAACGAAGGUGAGUGAGUAGGUGACACAACAACACCAAGUGGAUGGGGCUCUGCUUGCUUGGGAAGUUGAAAACUUUGAACACAACACAAGAACCGCUUACCAGGGAGACAACCAUUACCCACCCCCACCCUUCCUUUCUGCACAAAACCGCUAAACCACUGUUCCUUCAAAUUUCCACUUCAUCAACUUCAAAUUAUUCAAAAGAGAGAGAAACAAAAACAAAAAAGAGUUAUAUAUUAUUUCUAUUUGAGCUCAUCCUUUAACUCAAAGGACAACUCUCUCAUACCCAUCAGGCAAUAGAUAAACAUCUCCUUUCAAGGAAAAUAAAUAAAUAAAAAAUAAGAAAAAAGAUCUUGCAGCAGCAAGCAGCUAGGGGUCCCCCUCAUAGUUAAGAUGGAUGUGACUUGUUCAAUUUAGAGGGAUAUUUUAUACAUGUGGCUAGGGUUUACAUGCAAAAUUUGAACCCUGAUUUCAUGCAGUGAGUUGAGGAAAGAAGUCUCUAGAUAAGUUUGGAUAAGGUUUUCAGCUGCUGCAUCAUCUAUUGGGGUCCAGCUUCAGAGAUCUGAGGAAAAAUAUCCAAUUCACAAAAUCUUUUCUGGGUUUGAUUCAAAGAUGGCGAAUCGAUGGUGGACUGGGAAUGUGGCUAUGAGAAGGGAGCAAGAAUUCAUGGAAAACAACAACAACGCCGCCGGAAACGCUGUUGCUACUCCGACCAACAGCAGCAACAGCAACACCAACGCGACGGAGGAUGAGGAGAACAACAACAACAACCACAACAACGCAGAGGAGCAGAAUCCCGGCAGCCAUGAUGGGUCGGAGCCGGGGAGCAGCGGGAGGAGGCCGAGGGGCAGGCCGCCGGGGUCGAAGAACAAGCCGAAACCUCCGGUUGUGAUUACCAAGGAGAGCCCCAACGCGAUGCGGAGCCACGUGCUGGAGAUCUCCAGUGGCAGCGACGUGGUGGAGUGCAUAGCCGCCUUUGCUAACCGCCGCCACCGCGGCGUGUCGGUUCUCAGCGGGAGCGGCAUUGUCACCAACGUGACUCUCCGCCAGCCGGCUGCCCCGGGUGGCAUCAUUACCCUCCAUGGGAGGUUCGAGAUACUCUCGCUGUCCGGAGCGUUCCUGCCGUCACCAUCACCUCCGGGAGCCACCGGGCUGACAGUGUACUUAGCCGGCGGGCAGGGGCAGGUGGUUGGUGGCGCGGUUGCGGGCUCGCUGGUGGCUUCCGGGCCGGUGAUGGUGAUUGCAGCAACAUUCGCGAAUGCUACUUUUGAGAGGCUGCCCUUGGAACCGGAAGAGCAAGGUGAAGAGGAAAUGCAGGUUCGGCAGCAACAACAACAAUCAGGGGUUAAUAAUUCAUCAGCAAGUGUUGGAGCUUCUGCUACUGUGGUUUCUCAAGGAUUAGGUGAACAGCAACAACAGGUUUCGAUGCCAAUGUAUAAUUUGCCUCCAAAUUUGAUGCACAAUGGUCAGAUGCAGCCUCAUGAUGUGUUCUGGGGACCUCCACCUCGUCCUCCACCUUCUUUCUGAAGGUAGAAACAUUGUAGAAUUAUAGAGGGUUGUUAAAUGUUAAUGGUGUUUCUUCUUGCUGACUUGUAUUACUUGUGCAGUGUGUAGUGUGUUCUGACCGUUUUCUUGUAAGCAUAUCAAGGUUAGGAUGUUUUUAUCCCUUUUGUUCAUUUGGUUGUUUCUGAGAAACUCACUAGAUGUUGAUGUUUUUUAUAUGUUUAGAUACUUUUGUGCUGUUUGCUUCUCUUC
This is a messenger RNA of Lotus japonicus, 1796 nucleotides long. Its product is annotated as AT-hook motif nuclear-localized protein 15-like. The record is from RefSeq and is a predicted model, not a curated record. Bases 654 to 1568 code for a protein of 304 amino acids. Lineage: Eukaryota; Viridiplantae; Streptophyta; Magnoliopsida; Fabales; Fabaceae. Gene Ontology annotation, molecular function: DNA-binding transcription factor activity; minor groove of adenine-thymine-rich DNA binding. The transcript is spliced from 2 exons. Gene Ontology annotation, cellular component: nucleus.